AUGGCCCAAGCCGACGCCGAGCGCGUCCCCCCGGCGUGGCUGCGGCCGCUGCUGGAGACGAAGUACUUCGAGGUGUGCCCCGACCACCCGCUGGGCGCGAGCCGCGGGACGCGGAGCGGCGGCACCUGCAACUUCUUCUGCACCGACUGCCCCGGCCGCGCCCUCUGCACCUCCUGCCUGGCCGGCCAUCCUGGCCACAAAGUCAUCCAGAUCCGCAAGUUGUUCGGCCACGGCGUGGUGAGGGUGGCGGACGUGGAGGCCCUGCUGAACGUGUCGGAGAUGCAGCCCUACCUCCUGAACUGCCACCAUGUGGUCUUCCUGAACAAGCGGCCCAUGGCCGGGCAAGGCCGCACCGGGGAAAUCAUGUGCGCCGAGUGCGAGCGGGCAAUCCUCGACGCAGCGUGUCGCUUCUGCUCCAUUGGCUGCAAGCUUGCAGCGUUGCCUGAUGAUUUGGAUUUCACUGUCUCAUUCGCUGUUGCACCAAAAAGUGACAGCGAAUCAUUAGGAGGCAAUGAUUCAGACUCAUCAACAGAUGAUCACACUUUUCGCCCGAGCGGAUCAAGGUCUGCGAAACUUGGGAGAGGAAAUUCAGCUCAAGAGGGUGAAGCCGGGACCAGCGGCGCCUCCAAGCUGUCCAGCCAGCAUCGCCGGAGUAAGGGCGUCCCAGAGAAUUUCUGA
Panicum hallii is the source of this 678-nucleotide messenger RNA. RefSeq lists its product as uncharacterized. The transcript has 3 exons. The record is from RefSeq and is a predicted model, not a curated record. Lineage: Eukaryota; Viridiplantae; Streptophyta; Magnoliopsida; Poales; Poaceae. The coding region runs from base 1 to 678 and encodes 225 amino acids.